Messenger RNA from Mizuhopecten yessoensis (Yesso scallop), 3983 nucleotides. Its product is annotated as protein DDI1 homolog 2-like. Lineage: Eukaryota; Metazoa; Mollusca; Bivalvia; Pectinida; Pectinidae. The transcript is spliced from 7 exons. Gene Ontology annotation, molecular function: aspartic-type endopeptidase activity; protein binding. The coding region runs from base 76 to 1410 and encodes 444 amino acids. The record is from RefSeq and is a predicted model, not a curated record. Gene Ontology annotation, biological process: proteolysis.
CCGGAAGUUACAAGUGUUUCUAUUUGGAUUUAGUUUCGUGUUUUUUUCAGGAGAGGCAAAAGUGUCGUAUUCACCAUGUUGGUGUCAGUGACUACGUUAAAUGACCAGAUUUUCACGCUUGAAGUUUCUGAUGAACUCGAAUUAGAGAAUUUCAAAGCGAUGUGUGAAUAUGAAGUAGGGAUAUUGGCGAGGGAAAUUGUCGUCAUGUGGAAUGGUCGGCCUCUUCACGACGGCAAGCGGACAAUGAAAGAAUAUGGGAUAAAGAAUGGAGAUAUGUUAUUGCUUCAACAGAUACGGGGACAGCAAGGACAACAACAGCCGUUCACGGAUUCUUCCCCAUCAGGUGUUCCAAAUAUUGACUUCGGUCAAAUCCAGAUUCCUGGUUUGAUGGGAGCCACAUCAUCUGGAUAUCAACAGCAACCACAACAGGGAUCAUUUCCAGAAGAUGACCCUGCUGCAGUGCGAAAACUGCUCCUAGCAAAUCCCCAUGAACUGUCCCUACUAAAGGAGCGGAACCCACCCCUGGCCGAGGCCCUUUUAAGUGAUGACCCAGAAAAGUUCAACAAAAUAUAUUUAGCUCAAAGAAAAGAACGUAAAGAGAAGGAGCGUGAGAAGAUCAAACUAAUGAAUGCAGACCCAUUUGAUCCGAAAGCACAGGAAGUGAUUGCAGAAGAAAUUAGGAUGAAAAAUGUUGAAUCAAAUAUGGAGAAUGCAAUAGAGUUUGCUCCAGAGAGCUUUGGGCAGGUGCUAAUGUUAUAUAUAGACUGUCGAGUUAAUGGCCACGCUGUCAAGGCAUUCGUUGAUUCAGGUGCCCAGAUGACCAUUAUGAGUCAGACCUGUGCAGAGAGAUGUAACAUCAUGAGGCUUGUCGAUCCACGCUGGGCUGGUAUAGCGAAGGGUGUGGGUACUCAGAAAAUCAUCGGCAGAGUUCACUUAGGUCAAAUACAAAUAGAAAAGGACUUCCUUCAAUCAUCUUUCUCAAUACUGGAGAAUCAGCCCAUGGAUAUGUUGCUUGGUCUAGAUAUGUUAAAACGCCAUCAAUGUUGCAUAGAUCUGAAGAGGAAUAAAUUAGUGAUAGGUACCACAGGAACAGAGACUUCAUUUUUAACAGAGUCCCAACUUCCUGAACAAUCUCGUCUUAACUACAACCAUCCACCAUCACCUAAGUCAACAUCCCAGGAGGAUCAGCAACUAGCUGAGGCUCUUGCUCGAUCUCAGGACGAGACUGGCGCUUCUUCAUCCAGAUCUGCUGGCUCUUCUAACUCGCGCUCAUUUCCAGAACAAGUUGUACAAGAUCUAAUGAGCAAUGGUUUCCCAAGGGACCGUGUUAUAGAGGAACUCUCCAUCGCCAAUGGCAGCAAGGAGGCAGCUCUUCUGGCCCUUUUUGCAAAGGCUUUCACAGUUCCAUAGUCAGGAUUACACAAUGUAGAUGGUUGUCAUGACGAUGUGUGCAUGGUUGACAUACUGAUGUGGUUGAAUAUGAAAGGAUGUAAGAGGCGAUGUUGUGGUACCCUGACAAGGGAACAUUUUGAGAAUGAUACAAUAUUGAUAAGCAAUCUAUGCAUAAUUAACGAGGAAUUGAACGUCUAAAGGAUAAGAUUUUGUGCCAAUGUGGGUUUGCAUGAUAUUCAUUAUGUCUUGAUAUAUAUUGUUUACUCCUUAAGGAUCCCUGUACCACUGCCAAAAAUUGCAAAUAUGCAUAUAUUAAUAAAUGGACAAUUUUUUUUCCAGCAUGACCAUAGCUUUUACAAAUCAUUUCUGACAUUAAAAACCAUGCCUUUGAGAAUGUUCAUAAAAAAGUAAUAAAGAUGAAUUAAACAGUUACAAUGUACCUGGUCAGUGGUAGUACCCAGUGAAGUCAGUACUGCCAUCGUUAUACACUAUACAGCCAUAGUUAAGGGGAGAUAACUAUAUUUUAAAUAUUUUCUAGUAAAGAUCCCUAGUGCGGUAUACCUGCAGUGGGACAAGGAUACUUACGUUUGUUUCACAAAGGAUUCAUUUUCACUGUUCAUGUUCAUUGUAUUUACUUCCAAAAAAAAGACCUACUGAUUUGUUGUCAUUUAAAUACAACUGUACGUAGAUUUUAGUUAACUGUAAUAGGAGUCAGGACUGUUAUUGAAUUUCCUCAGAGACCAAAAUAAAACCAUGAAAAUUUGACCCUGUGAAGCUGUGAUAGUAAAGUGCUAUACAGUACAAUGCAUGUUAAUAAGGAGUAACACAAAACCUACCCAGCAAUAAACUUUAAUACAAUGAAACACUGGUUCAGGGGGAAAGGAGACAAUCUUUUGUCAUGUAAAUUAUUUUGUAAUAUAGAAAAAUUUAGUGGAAGAAAGUUUUCAGAUUUCUUUUCAAACAAGAUGAGUUUUCCAGUAAAAAGAUAAUUUUGGAGAAAAAAUAUUCACAUGCAGUUGUUGUUAUUUUGUAUUUACUUUAUGGAUAUGUUUUAAGAGCAACAUCAAUACAGACAGUCCCAUAUAAAUAAUUUAAAAUUUCGCAUCAGACCACUUACAACUGUCAAUUGUCCAAACUUCAAUUUGUCGUAUUCCUUACUGUUGUUAAUGUUUUAAGUUAUUGUUUUAUUUCAAGUUAACAAGCUUGGAAGGAAUGCAGAGUGUAACACAAUAUACACGUGAAUAUAAUUAAUUAUCAUUUCAAAAUUAUAUUCAGUUUUCUUACAGUAGCAAAUUUUAGGGGAGAUAAUUUGAAAUUGUACAAAAUAAGAUACAUAUGUCUUGAAAAAGGAAUCAUUUAUGGUAUGUUGUACUAAAUGAAUACCUAAGGGUUCCUUGGUUUACAGUUUUUGUUUAAAAAAAAUUGUUGUUUACUUGAUCCUUUAUCAUCUAGUCCUGUAACUACUUACAUUUCACCCUUGUGGAACACAACACACCUAAGGUUAACAGAUAUUUAUGUUCCCCUCAAGGAAGGUUAACAAGUAUUAAUGUUAAAAUUGUUUAUUAUAACUGAAAUAGAACAAAAGCACAAUAGUAAAGAAUGAGGAGAUAUAACCAGAUACUGUAGCACGAGAGGGGAAAAACAUUUUUUGAAUGGGAGAAAUAUGUUUCCGGAGAAUUUUGAAUGAGAAAAUAGAAAGCCAGAGAUGAGAAACACAUUUUGUUUUAAAGGCUUGAUCAGAAUCAAAUUCAUGGUUAUAUUUAUAACCAAGAUGAUAAUAAUGUAAGUCAUUUUUUUAUUUAUGAAACUUUGGAUAAACAGAGGUGUAGGUAAUGGUUAAGCAUAUCAUUCUUUUUAUACCACAUGUGGGUAACAUAUGCAUGAUGGGAGAAUUAUUUUUGUUGGUUAAUAUAUAGGUCAAAUUAUUGUACCAACUUUUACUUUACAUUUUUGUAAAGUGAUGCUUUGGAACAUCAUACUUAAUGUAGUCAAUGUGACACCAUGCUCAUCUAGAUUUUUUCCUGGGUUUGAAACUGGAGUAACAUUGUGUGUGAAUAUGUAGUAAAAUUCUGCCACCAUUUCUCUAGCGAAAUGUUGGUGUUAUAAAGGGUUUGGCAAUAAACUGAGGGAACUUUUCAAAGGAAUUUUAACAAUAAGAGGGAAAAGGAGUAAUAUGGUGGCUGUUAGCGGGGUGGCAAAUAGAACGAAUGGCAUCAUAUCAAGGUUUUAAUAUACAAUUUACUACGUCAAUUACUGAUUAAUAAGUUAACUGUCACGAUUAUCGAACUUGUUGGUAAUUAAAAAAUUGAGUUUAAACCGUUCCAUCAAACCUCAUGGCUAUUUAAAUAAGCAUAACAAACCAUCUCUAAUUUUGGAAUGUUUUUUUCAUAAUUAUUUCUGAUCUCAUAUUUACAUGAAUACAAUCUCAAUAUAAUUAUAUAGGUAAUGAAAAUAAUAUAUCAAAUGUCAAAUGUAUACAUGAAGGCAGUACAAUAGAGGUUUGACAGAGUGAAUUGAUCAUAUCAGUGAUUAUUUUAUGAUGCAAUGGUGUUAAUUGUCCAUCAGGAAGAUAAUAAACAAGGAAUAAUUAA